Messenger RNA from Zalophus californianus (California sea lion), 552 nucleotides. RefSeq names its product peroxisomal coenzyme A diphosphatase NUDT7-like. The record is from RefSeq and is a predicted model, not a curated record. Gene Ontology annotation, molecular function: coenzyme A diphosphatase activity; acetyl-CoA hydrolase activity. The transcript has a single exon. NCBI's taxonomy places the organism in Eukaryota, Metazoa, Chordata, Mammalia, Carnivora, Otariidae. Bases 1 to 552 code for a protein of 183 amino acids. Gene Ontology annotation, biological process: coenzyme A catabolic process.
AUGACCCUGUGCGCCUCGGAGCUGGUCAGAAACAGUUUGAUAGAUGAUGCUAAGGCCCGCUUAAAAAAGCAUGAUGUUGGGACCAAAUAUUCUCACUUGUCGUCUAACAAAUAUUCUGUCCUUUUACCAUUGUUGGCAAAAGAAGGAAAACUCCACCUGUUGUUCACCCUCCGGUCAGAGAAGAGUGAUACAUUGAUAACCCCAGUUGUAGGAUUUAUAGACCACAACUUCCAGGCCCAGCCUAAUCCCGAUGAAGUUAAAAGUGUGUUCCUGGUGCCUCUGGAAUAUUUCCUACAUCCACAUGUCUACCACCAGCGUUACCUGACACAUUAUGGUCAUCAUGUUAUUAUUCAUUGCUUUGAGUACACAGACCCUGGAGAUGGUGUCACUUACCAAAUCAAGGGAAUAACUGCAAAACUUGCCCUGUUGCUUGCCUUAAUUAUUUUUGGGGAAAAUCCCAUCUUUGAAAUGGAGUUUAAUGUCAAUGAUCUGAUUUCAUACUCUGAAGAGAUCUUCCUGAAACUAAAUAAGUAUGCUACAAGCAAGAUAUGA